Cucumis sativus (cucumber) is the source of this 5384-nucleotide messenger RNA. RefSeq names its product probable lysine-specific demethylase ELF6. Lineage: Eukaryota; Viridiplantae; Streptophyta; Magnoliopsida; Cucurbitales; Cucurbitaceae. Gene Ontology annotation, biological process: chromatin remodeling. The record is from RefSeq and is a predicted model, not a curated record. Bases 227 to 4909 code for a protein of 1560 amino acids. Gene Ontology annotation, cellular component: nucleus. The transcript is spliced from 7 exons. Gene Ontology annotation, molecular function: histone H3K4me/H3K4me2/H3K4me3 demethylase activity.
UGAGAUCGGUCUUCGUUGGUUCUUUCUCAUUGCUUGGGGUUUGUUUUAGUUUAGAAGGUCAAAUUUAUCCCAUUAUCCUUCAUGUUACAACAACAGGGUUUCCAUCAGCUUGGCCAAUCUAGUCGGUGUUCAUCAUAAUAGAUUUACAAGCAGCGAGUUUUGUGUUCUUUCUCAAACUUAUGGUGGCCACCGAUUUCUGUAGUUGGAACUCUGAUUUCUUUGUCUAAUGGGUAGUCUUGAAAUACCCAAAUGGCUCAAAGGGUUGCCUUACGCGCCGGAGUUUCGGCCGACUGAUACCGAAUUUUCCGACCCAAUUGCUUACAUAUCUAAAAUUGAAAAGGAAGCUAGUGCUUUUGGGAUUUGUAAGAUUAUCCCUCCAUUUCCUAAGCCUUCCAAGAAAUAUGUCGUUAGUAAUUUGAACAAGUCUCUUUUGAGGUCCACUGAGUUAAGUCGUGCCCUAAAUGGUGCAAAGGAGGGAGAUGUUCGGGCUGUUUUUACGACUAGGCAUCAGGAAUUGGGUCAGAGUGUUAAGAAAACGAAAGGGGUUGUUCAAAAUCCGCAGUCUGGAGUUCACAAACAAGUAUGGCAAAGUGGGGAGAUUUAUACAUUGGAGCAAUUUGAGUCUAAGUCGAAGGUUUUUGCUCGUAGUGUGUUAAGUGGGAUUAAGGAGCCGUCUCCUCUUGUCGUUGAAUCUUUGUUUUGGAAGGCUGCCAGUGAUAAACCCAUUUAUGUGGAGUAUGCAAAUGAUGUUCCGGGAUCUGCUUUUGGAGAACCUGAGGGUAAAUUUCGUUAUUUUCAUAGAAGGAGGAGGAAGAGGAACUUUUAUCACCGGAGUAAAGAACUGUCUUCUGAACCUAAGGGUGAGGAAAUGGAAACUUUGACGGAUUCCCUCUGUCGUGAUAGUGGAGGCAUUUCUAACAGGAAUGAUCUGAAUACAAGUUCAGAGAUGUUGAAGCCAUCUACUUCCACGGAGGAUGUUUCACACAAUUCGCGAGGAAAGAGUUCAGAUUCUUGUAUUAACAUGGAAGGGACGGCAGGUUGGAGGCUUUCAAAUAGCCCUUGGAACUUGCAAGUAAUUGCACGGUCUCCUGGAUCACUUACGCGUUAUAUGCCAGAUGACAUUCCGGGGGUUACUUCUCCAAUGGUUUACAUUGGCAUGUUGUUCAGUUGGUUUGCAUGGCAUGUUGAAGAUCAUGAGCUGCAUAGCAUGAAUUUUCUUCACGUAGGCUCUCCAAAAACUUGGUACUCCAUUCCUGGAGAUCAGGCAUUUGCUUUUGAGGAAGUAGUACGAACUCAGGCAUAUGGUGGCAGUGUCGACCACCUAGCUGCUCUUACAUUACUGGGUGAGAAGACUACGCUUCUAUCACCUGAGAUAGUGAUUGCAUCAGGUAUUCCUUGCUGCAGGUUAAUCCAGAACCCAGGAGAAUUUGUUGUCACCUUUCCAAGGGCCUAUCACGUUGGGUUCAGUCAUGGCUUUAACUGUGGGGAGGCUGCUAAUUUUGGAACUCCACAAUGGCUCAGUGUGGCCAAGGAUGCUGCAGUUCGCAGAGCUGCAAUGAAUUACCUUCCCAUGCUUUCUCAUCAGCAGCUCCUAUACCUUUUGACAAUGUCCUUUGUUUCAAGAGUACCUAGAUCAUUACUUCCAGGUGUCCGGAGUUCACGGCUUAGAGACCGGCAAAAGGAAGAGAGAGAAUUGAUGGUGAAGAAAGGGUUUGUUGAGGACAUUUUAAGAGAAAAUAAUAUGUUAUCAGUUCUUCUUGAAAAAGAAUCAAGUUGUCGAGCAGUGUUGUGGAAUCCAGACAUGCUUUCAUAUUCAAGUAAUUCUCAAGUGGCCAAUACAAAUUCUGCAGUUGCAACCUCACCCAGAGAAAAUGUUUCGUGCAGUCACAUGGAAAGUAUUGACGAUAAGGUCAAGAAUGUGCAGAAUUUCAUCGAUGAGAUGGCCCUGGAUUUAGAAACUAUGAAUGAUAUUUAUUUGGAAAGUGAUGAUUUGUCGUGUGACUUCCAAGUAGAUUCUGGGACACUGGCAUGUGUGGCAUGUGGUAUUCUCGGCUUUCCAUUUAUGUCUGUGGUGCAGCCGUCAGAGAAGACUUCAAAGGAACUUUAUGUUGAUCAUCUGGCUAUUCAUAAAAGGGGAGGAGUUUUUGGACCAAAGGAUGCUCACUGUUCUUCUGUACCAGAUGUUAAUUGUCUCUCAGAGAAUCUUUCAGUAGCAUCAGUUCCGAAGUUCGAGAAUGGCUGGAACGCGUUUAGUAAAUUUCUGAGACCUCGAAGUUUUUGCUUGCAGCAUGCUGUGGACAUAGUAGAGUUACUGCAGAAGAAAGGUGGAGCAAAUAUACUUGUUAUUUGCCAUUCAGAUUAUCAUAAAAUAAAGGCAAAUGCAGUGGCAAUAGCAGAGGAAAUUGGCAACAAUUUUGUUUACAACGAUGUGCGGUUGGAUAUUGCAUCUGAGGAGGAUCUGAGGUUAAUUGAUCUUGCAGUUGAUGAAGAUCGUGAUGAAUGUCGAGAAGAUUGGACCUCUAGAUUAGGAAUCAACUUGCGGCACUGUAUUAAAGUUAGAAAAAGCUCCCCAACAAAGCAAGUUCAGCAUGCAUUGGCAUUGGGUGGUUUGUUCCUUACCAGAGACCAUGGUUUCAAUCUCUCCGCCCUCAAUUGGCUAUCUAAAAGAUCACGCUCAAAGAAGCUGAAUCAUCUGCAGCACAGCAAACCAUUCCAGAGCAUGCCACUUAAGGAUGAAGUUGGGGGGGAAAAGUCUGAUUGCAGAUUAGUGAAAAGUGAAGAAAAGUUUUUCCAAUACUACAGAAGGAACAAGAAAUCGGGAAAUUCUACAGGUGUUGGUUCAGUUACACAGCCAGCUAGCAGUGGAGAUUCAAGUGACCUUUGUAAUGUUAGGAGUGUCAGAAGCAAUGCAGCAGAGUCGGUAAUUCCUGAUUCCAGUGGGACGAGCAGUCAGCAGGAUGUAGUGCUUCAAGACAAAAGUGAGCCAAACAAAAAAGCUGUACUGCCAAGUGAUACUGAUAAUGGUCCACUUGUCAAUGCCAUUGAUACAUCUUCUGAUAUGCAUCAAGAGCAAGACAUAGUUGAAAGUUGCAAUAAAACGAAUCAGGAACGUGAUAUUACUUCUGAGGGCCAGUCACAUGCCGGGGCUGAUAUGUGUUUGGAUGAAGUUAAUCUUGCUGAGUCCUCAGGUUUACAUAGUUCCAUCCAUCUUGAGAGGUCAAAAGUGAUGGGCAAUGAAGAUGUUCCUGAUUCCAGUGGGACGAGCAGUCAGCAGGAUGUAGUGCUUCAAGAAAAAAGUGAGCCAAACGAAAAAGCUGUACUGCCAAGUGAUACUGAUAAUGGUCCACUUGUCAAUGCCAUCGAUAUAUCUUCUGAUAUGCAUCAAGAGCAAGACAUAAUUGAAAGUUGCAAUAAAACAAAUCAGGAAUGUGAUAUUACUUCUGAGGGCCAGUCACAUGCCGGGGCUGAUGUGUGUUUGGAUGAAGUUAAUCUUGCUGAGUCCUCAGGUUUACGUAGUUCCAUCCAUCUUGAGAGUUCAAAAGUGAUGCGCAAUGAAGAUGUAAAGAGUUCGUGUGGUGAAGCUUGUGAUGGCACGGCUGGGGAUGGCAAUGUUGGAGAAGAAAUUGAGAUUGCCAACAGAAUAAAAUAUAAGAAGGAAGAUUCUUGUAGUUCUAUCCCAAUAAAGCUGCAGCAUUGUUCAGCUAUUCCAAUUCAUGGCCAAUUUAGUCAUUUAGACGAUAGAACAGGAAGAGAAAUGAAUUCUACAUCUAGAAGCAACGAGAGUGAACCCAAUUUAACUAAUACUGGAACACCAGAUGUUGCUACUUCUAACUCGAGGGACAGAACUCCUGAAAUUUCAAAGGUGGUUUGUGAAACCACGAAUUUAUGCAAUGCUGUUAGAUCAAAUGAGGCAGAAGUUGAAAUUCAAUCUGUUUCUGGUGUUGACUUGAUAGCUCAACAAUCAUCUUGUUUAGCAGAUGAAAAAUCUAUCGAAUAUCUUGGAAGCCAGGGAGAUAGAGAUGACUUUUCUGAUACUUCGUUAAUAAGCACCAGGGUUGAGAACACACCUACUGAACCUAGAACUCCAAUGGAUGAACCUGGUUCCAAUACUUGUGUACUAGGGGAAAGCUGUCCCAUGGAUAUUGAAGCUAGUGGAGAAGCCUGUGAUAGAGAAAACUUGACUGGUGAAAAGACUAGUGAUGAUGACAUUGAAUGUGCAAAUAUGAGUAUAAAUAGGCAUAUUGAGAAUCCUCCGAUUCAAUUGGAGACUGGUGAUGCUACUGAAAUUUGUUCAUCAAAGCACAAGUCUAGAUUAGAUGUGGUAAAGAAAAGGAAAAGAAAGAGAGAGGAGGAGCUUUUAAUCGAAAAUGAGUUCAGUUCCUUCGACUUUAUACGAAGUCCAUGUGAAGGGUUGAGGCCAAGAGUUGUGAAGAAUUUAACUAAUAGAAGUGGCACUGAUGUCAAUGUAGCUGUAGAGGAGAAACCAGAGAGAAAUAGAGUAAAAAAACGGUCUGACAGUGUUACUACAACGCCUAAGAAAGAAACUAAAAAAGGGUAUUACAAAUGUGACCUUGAAGGCUGCCGCAUGAGUUUUAAAACCAAGGCAGAACUAACCUUGCACAAACGCAACCAGUGCCCACAUGAAGGAUGUGGAAAAAGGUUCAGCUCCCACAAGUAUGCGAUGUUUCACCAGCGUGUGCACGAUGAUGACAGACCUCUGAAGUGCCCAUGGAAAGGUUGUUCGAUGUCAUUCAAGUGGGCAUGGGCUAGGACCGAGCAUAUUCGGGUGCACACAGGAGAGAGGCCAUACAAAUGCAAGGUAGAAGGUUGUGGUCUGUCUUUCAGGUUUGUGUCAGAUUAUAGUCGACAUAGACGAAAAACUGGGCACUAUGUUGAUCAACCCGCCUGAAUGUGCAGGCAGUUUGUUUCCUUGUGUAGUGAAGAAAGGGCUGAAGAAGCUCAAUGUAGUGUUGUACUUCUAAACUUAGGUUCUCUGAUAGUCAUGUUAGUGGUCAUAAACUUAUUUAUUCAGAGAUUUGUAUAGUUUGCUCAAGGUAACUGAUGAUAUCUCUGGCUGGAAUGGAAGCAAAACCAAAAGGUUGUUAUGGGGUUUGGUAUACAUAUACCAUGGAAAGGUUCUAUCAUCCUUUAGAAAAGGAUUAAAUCUCCCUUUUUGUUGCAAAUGUGGAGAGAAUUUGUAUCUUGUAAAGAGAGAGAUUGGAGGAUGCUGGAAGACUUCCAUCUUGAAAAGCAUACUUGGAUAUGUUCCAAGUCAUGUUACUUCCAAAAUUUCCCAAAACCUUCCUUUUAUUCUCAAGCUCUCCAUGUACAAAUUUUGCAAGUAAAUAGAAAAUUAGCGAUCACUAGGUGUUAGGUUGCAUGCA